AUAUGUACUUUGUGUCCCUGGUUACCGAGGCCUCUAACCCCUAUUUUAACCGCGCACCCCGCUCCCCACAAAUGACGACGGCCCGCCGUGCAAACCCCAACCUCGGCACAUCUGCCUCACUUCAUAUCAUGCAUCGACAUCGAGUCUGCUCCGAAGCUCAAGUAUUGAUUAUAAAACAUUUCUGUUCCUGAUUGUUGAGCAAGUAAUCAUAGCCCACACAUGCUUGCAGCUACCAUUGGACGACGACUCUGAUCAACGCAUGCGAGAAUGCCAGGCCCCAGAUUGACGCUUUAUGUCGAUACCGUAUCCCCCUUCGCAUAUGAAGCUUAUUAUAUUCUACGUAAUGACCCCGUGUUCAAGAAAUGUGAAAUCAUUUAUGUUCCCAUCUUCCUCGGUGGUGUGAUGAAGGCGUGUGGUAACACACCUCCAAUCAAGGUCAAAAAUAAAGAUAAAUGGAUCGAUGUGGAGCGAGUUCGUUGGGCGCGCCUCUUUUCUAUUCCUAUGGAUGAGAAAACGCUGGAUGGCUUUCCACCGUUGACUUUACUCAUCAUGCGCACACUGUGUGCCCUCACAAUUUUGUAUCCUGGCAGUCAGGGGCAGGGUAAGUUGAUGAAAGCAUUGGAUGCUCUUUACCCCGCGUAUUGGGUUGAGCACAAGAAGACGAAUGAGAGGGAGGUGCUGGCAGAGAUUCUGGGGAAGGUGUUGGGCGAGGAGGAUGCGGGAAAAGCGAUGAAGAUGGCGGGGAAGGAGGGGAAGGAGUUGCUGGGAGAGAACACCGAUAGGGCGUUGGCGGAUGGCGCUUUUGGACUACCGUGGUUCGUUGCUACUAAUGGGGAGGGAAAGACGGAGACCUUCUGGGGAGUCGAUCAUUUCGGCCAAGUCACUGCACAUCUUGGGUUGGAGAAGCCGAAGAUGGGUGGAUGGAAAGCAAUGUUGUAGACCUGGAAGUUGGUGUUGGUUGGAACAAUCACCGUGCCCUCAACCUAAUGAUAUGGAAUGUGCGGUUUCUUUAAACCGUGGCGUGUUUACGGAGAUUAGCGCUUUU
Hyaloscypha bicolor E is the source of this 1045-nucleotide messenger RNA. RefSeq names its product HCCA isomerase/glutathione S-transferase kappa. Gene Ontology annotation, biological process: glutathione metabolic process. The record is from RefSeq and is a predicted model, not a curated record. Lineage: Eukaryota; Fungi; Ascomycota; Leotiomycetes; Helotiales; Hyaloscyphaceae. Gene Ontology annotation, cellular component: mitochondrion; peroxisome. Gene Ontology annotation, molecular function: glutathione peroxidase activity; glutathione transferase activity. The transcript has 5 exons. The coding region runs from base 268 to 939 and encodes 223 amino acids.